UAAAUCCAUAAACCGAUGCACGUAUACAGACACACACGUACAUGCACAAUAUAAAAAGAUGCAGGCAAACACACACACACACGUAAGUGUUACGCAUCCGCCAUGAUGUUGCCAACAAGGUCAAAGUUCACCAUGUUUCCCUCCAUGUUCUGAUCUCUGAAGUCGCAGUCAGUCGCAGCUGUUUGGAUCCCAGUGGCAUCCCAAGUCCUUCCUGGGUGUCCCCUCCGCCCCUUUUGGUCUUAACCUCUGGGGGGCCGGAUUCGGACCUCGUCCAACACAUCAUCUAUCACAGAACCCAACAAGCCUCAGCUGGACUUUUCCUCUCCGCUAAGAGACCUGCUCCUGGGGGAUUGUGGAAUGUUAUUAUUGCCCCCGCCCCCCCCAACCCCCCUCAGCCUCCCCAACUUCCCAGAUACUUCAUGAAACUUGACAUGCGUGUGGAGAUCGUUGCCUGAGUUGUGUCACUCUUGAUGAUUUUGUGUGCGUUAGAGCAGUCGCAGUCUUCAGCGCGGGGACGCUCUCGGCUUCAGAUGAGAGAGUGGAUCGACUCGGACAUGAACUUCUCAGCGGGAAGUUUUCUCGCCUCCUCGGACGCUUACUGCUCCGCGGAGCAGUUUCAGUUCUACGACAUGUUGGCUGACCCUCUGGGCUACCCACUGCCGGACCCUGACCUCCAGCUGCUCCCUUACGGCCCACAGCAGUACAACCUUGCCGGUCGCUCCUUCCCCCCCUACGGCUCCCCGUCGUCCUCCACGUCCUCGUCCUCGUCGCAGCCCCGCCACGCUCUGUAUCACUUCGGCUCCGACUUCCCGGAGGGCCCCUGCGAUCCCGCCCCCCCCGAGCCCCACUGUGCGGGCUUGCCUCAGGGCCUCGACUUAGCGUGUCUUCCUGCGGUACGGAGACCACGCGUGGCCUCUGUCGGGAGGAUCCGAGGUCACGACGAGCUGUGCGUGGUGUGCGGCGAUAAAGCGUCGGGGUAUCACUACAACGCUCUCACCUGCGAGGGAUGCAAAGGUGACGUCACAGCUCGCGCAAUUCCGCCGCCGCCGCCCUUGUCAAGCUAUCGAGUCUUUCCUAUUUCUCACCUAAAUGUCGCAGGUUUCUUCAGGCGUAGCGUGACCAAAAAGGCCGUCUACCAGUGCAAGAGAGGCGGCGGCUGUGAGAUGGACAUGUACAUGCGGAGGAAAUGUCAAGACUGUCGCCUCAGGAAAUGUCGCGCCGUGGGAAUGCUGGCUGAGUGUCUUCUGACGGAUGUUCAGUGUCAGUCCAAACGACUGAGGAAAGGAGGACGAGGAAGAAGACAGGAGGAAGAGGAGAGUGUGGCCAGCAAGCAGGUCAGCUCCACCAGCAGACUUCACGGACAGGUGGUCACGUCCACUUUAAGCCGGGAACAGAAGCACACGGUGGACAAGAUGGCGGAGGCUCAUCGGGUGUGCCGAGCUCAGUACAGCGACCGCUGCAGGAUGUUUGAUUGGCCGUGUGCAGAGGAAGGGGCGGAGCUUUCGGAGGUUACGUCACCUCACCUGCAACGAGUGCUGCAGUUUGCCAGGACGCUGCCUGGUUUUGACUUGUUGGACCUGUCAGACCAGCGCUGCCUCCUGUCAGCGUCUUCACUGGACCUCAUGUUCCUGCUGUCCGCCCAAAACUUCGCCAGUAACCCGACUGCAAAGCCUGCCGCAGCAUUGCAGCUUUUCAGCACCUCAACGCACGACUGUCUGAGAUGCGCCGCCUCAAAGGACAAUGUGCAACGACGUAGCGAGGAGCUCCUGAGCCCCGUGCUCAACUUCUUUCACAGCAUGGUGGCGUUGCAGGUGACCGAGGCCGAGUACGCCCUGCUGGGCGCCACCGCUCUGCUCUGCUCAGACAGCGCGUCGCUGAUGGCUGCCAGUUUCGUGGAAAAAAUGCAGGAGCUGAUCCUGGACCUGCUGUCUCGCACGUGCGGGACCCGGGCCGGAGCGGCGGGAGGCGGGCCGCGCAGGUUUGGUCAUCUUCUGGGCCGGCUGACGGAGCUUCGGACCCUCCGUCACAACUACCUCCUCGUGACCCGACAGAACCAUGGACCCUGAACGUCUCGUUUGCGUCCUGUAUGCUCCAACACCGGCAGUGUUUUGCCCUGCUCUCACAUCAGUUGCGUUGGCUUGCGCAUCUUUUUGCCUUUCAUUACUUUGACACAUUUCUUCUCGAGCACGGGUGGGCAAAGUAUGGCCCGUGGGCCACAUGCGGCCCACCUCCUUCUUUAUUCUGAACCACAUUGCAUUAUUCAAAGUCCUGUAAUAUUUGUUGAAUUAAUUUGGCUAUUUUACCUUGAAAUGUAUGUAUUUCAUUCAUUCGUGUAAUUAAAUAUUUGUUAAUUCA
Phyllopteryx taeniolatus (common seadragon) is the source of this 2355-nucleotide messenger RNA. RefSeq names its product nuclear receptor subfamily 1, group H, member 5 (gene nr1h5). Lineage: Eukaryota; Metazoa; Chordata; Actinopteri; Syngnathiformes; Syngnathidae. The record is from RefSeq and is a predicted model, not a curated record. The coding region runs from base 471 to 2066 and encodes 531 amino acids. Gene Ontology annotation, biological process: bile acid signaling pathway; positive regulation of transcription by RNA polymerase II; negative regulation of inflammatory response. Gene Ontology annotation, molecular function: zinc ion binding; nuclear receptor activity; RNA polymerase II cis-regulatory region sequence-specific DNA binding. The transcript is spliced from 9 exons.